GGGGAGCGAACCACUGACCCCGGGGGCCUGCGGGCCGUACCAUUGGCGCCUCAUCCGAGGGGACGCGGGGUCCGGAGGGCUGAGCCGCUCCGUGCUCGCCCUGGGUCGGAGGGUGAUCCACGCCUCUGGGAGGAGCAAAGGGCGGAGAUCGCCCGCCGCCGCGACCACCUUCCCCAGAGGGGCCCCGGCCGAGAGGCGAGGCUUCCCCGUCCUCUUCUGGAAGCUUCCCUGUCCGGGGCUCGAGGAAACCCCGCCCGCCCCGCCUGGUCGGAUGCUCAGUCUUUGCAUCUGCGGAAUGGGCGCACCGAUGCCCCCGGGUGGGCACGGCUUGGCCCGACCCGAAAGGCGGACCACUUGUUGCAGCCAUGGUCCUGUCUUCUGGCAGAGUGAAAGCCUCGUACCCCGCGCGUCGCUGUCAGGCGCUCCCCCGAUCCGAUGGAGGAGAACGAGGUGGAGAGCAGUAGCGACGCCGCCCCUCGGCCUGGGCAGCCCGAGGAGCCCUCGGAGAGCGGCCUGGGUGUGGGCACCUCAGAAGCCGUGUCCGCCGACAGCAGCGAUGCGGCAGCCGCCCCAGGAUUAACGGAGGCCGACGACUCGGGCGUGGGGCAGAGCUCAGACAGUGGCAGCCGCUCUGUGGAGGAGGUAUCCGAGAGCAUUUCAACAGACGCGUUGCCUCAUGGCUACCUCCCUGAUUCAUCUUCUGUGUCCCGGGGAACAGUGGCAGAGGUGCCAGGUGGCCCCCCAGCCCUGGUGCAUUCCAGUGUUCUCCCAGACCCCAGCCUGCUGGUGUCAGACUGCACAGCUUCCUCUUCAGACCUAGGUGCUGCCAUUGACAAGAUCAUUGAGUCCACCAUUGGCCCCGACCUCAUCCAGAGAUGCAUCACUGUGACCAGUGCUGAAGAAGGAGGAGCUGAAACCACUCAGUACCUGAUCCUACAGGGCCCAGAUGAUGGUGCUCCCAUGACCUCACCAAUGUCUACUUCCACCCUGGUCAAUAGUCUGUCAGCCAUUGAAACCGUGGCCGACGGCCCCACGUCCACAUCAACGUGCCUCGAGCCUCCGGAGGAGCCCCAGGGAGAGCACAGCUCUGCAGCGCAGCCACUGCCAGCCUGUGGCCCUGAUGAGCUGGAGCUGCAGAGCCUGGAGGCCCUGAUGGAGGUGGUGGUCGUGCAGCAGUUUAAAUGCAAGAUGUGCCAGUACCGCAGCAGCACCAAGGCAACCCUGCUCCGCCACAUGCGCGAGCGCCACUUCCGCCCAGCAGCAACAGCAGCCGCCGCUGGUAAGAGGGGACGCCUACGGAAGUGGGGCACAUCGACCCACAAGACCACGGAGGAGGAAGGGCCCGAGGACGAGGAGGAGGAGGAGGAUGACAUUGUGGAUGCCGGGGCCAUUGAUGAUCUAGAGGAGGACAGUGACUACAAUCCAGCUGAGGAUGAGCCCCGGGGCCGGCAGCUACGGCUCCAGCGUCCCACCCCCAGUACCCCAAGACCUCGAAGGAGGCCUGGCCGACCCCGAAAACUGCCCCGCCUAGAGACUGCAGACUUCUAUGAUGGUGUAGCAGAGCCUCUGGUGAGUUCCCAGAGCACACAGAGUUCUCCAGAACUGCAGGAUCUUGAGGCUCCCAGCUCCUCGGGCCCAGGAUGCCUAUGGGGCAAGAUGGGGAGGGGCCCAGUGGAAUCCGGUGUGAGUCAGUCAGAUGCUGAAAAUGCAGCCCACUCUUGCAAGGAUGAACCUGAUGUCCCUCCCCGCCGCCGAGGGCGACCCUCCAGGAGGUUCCUAGGGAAAAAAUACCGAAAGUACUACUACAAGUCUCCCAAGCCACUGCUUAGGCCUUACCUGUGCCGCAUAUGUGGCUCACGCUUCCUGUCCCUUGAGGACCUGCGCUUCCAUGUCAAUUCCCAUGAAGCUGGUGACCCACAACUCUUCAAGUGCCUGCAAUGUAGCUACCGCUCCCGCCGCUGGUCCUCACUCAAGGAGCACAUGUUCAACCAUGUGGGCAGCAAGCCCUACAAGUGUGACGAAUGCAGCUACACCAGUGUCUACCGGAAGGAUGUCAUCCGCCAUGCGGCCGUGCACAGCCGGGACCGAAAGAAGAGGCCAGAUCCGACCCCAAAGCUGAGCUCUUUCCCUUGCCCAGUGUGUGGCCGUGUGUACCCCAUGCAAAAGAGGCUCACACAGCACAUGAAGACGCACAGCACUGAGAAGCCGCACAUGUGUGAUAAGUGUGGAAAGUCCUUUAAGAAACGCUACACCUUCAAAAUGCAUCUGCUCACACAUAUCCAGGCUGUUGCCCACCGCAGGUUCAAAUGUGAGUUCUGCGAGUUUGUUUGUGACGACAAGAAGGCACUGUUGAACCACCAGUUGUCCCAUGUUAGCGACAAGCCCUUCAGAUGCAGCUUCUGUCCCUACCGAACCUUCCGUGAGGAUUUCCUGCUAUCCCAUGUGGCUGUCAAGCACACAGGGGCCAAGCCCUUCGCCUGUGAGUACUGCCACUUCAGCACUCGUCACAAGAAGAACCUGCGCCUUCACGUACGAUGCCGACAUGCCAACAGCUUUGAGGAGUGGGGCCGGCGCCACCCUGAGGAUCCCCCCUCCCGCCGCCGCCCCUUCUUCUCUGUGCAGCAGAUAGAAGAGCUGAAGCAGCAGCACACUGGAGCCCCUGGCCUACCUUCCAGUGCACCAGGACCCCAGGUCCCCCAAGAGCCAGCACCUUUCCAGUCACCUGAGACUCCCCCACUACUCUGUCCUGAUGCCCUAAGUGGUGCCACAAUCAUCUACCAGCAAGGAGCUGAGGAGUCCACUGCGAUGGCCACUCAGACAGCCUUGGAUCUGCUGCUGAACAUGAGCUCCCAGCGGGAGCUAGGGGCCACAGCCCUGCAGGUGGCUGUGGUGAAGUCAGAGGGCAUGGAGGCGGAGUUGACAUCUACUGGUAGGCAGCCUUCCCCUGAAGAUACCACGCCACAGGUGGUGACACUUCAUGUGGGAGAGCCAGGGAGCAGCUUGGCAGCCGAGAGCCAGCUAGGCCCCUCUGACCUACAGCAGAUUGCCUUGCCAUCUGGAUCAUUUGGUGGGGCCAGCUACAGUGUCAUCACAGCACCCCCUCUGGAAGAGAGGACCUCAGCUCCUGGCACAUCGUACAGGCCUCCACCCUCUGCCCUUAGUGAAGAGCCUCCUGGAGAAGCAGCCCAGACUGUGGUUGUGAGUGACUCUCUCAAGGAGGCUGGCACCCACUACAUCAUGGCAGCUGAUGGGACUCAGUUACACCACAUCGAGUUGACUGCAGAUGGCUCCAUCUCCUUCCCAAGUCCAGAUACCCUGGCCUCUGGAACAAAAUGGCCCCUGCUGCAGUGUGAAGGGCCACCCAGAAAUGGUCCUGAGGUUAUAUCUCCACUGAAGACCCACCAUGUGGAAGGCCCCCAGGGCUCUCCCACCCCACCCCCUGCAACUAGCAACACUGUAGGCCUGGUAGUACCCACUUCCCCACCGUCUGCAGCAGCUUUGUCAGCAAAGAAGUUCUCCUGCAAGGUGUGCUCAGAGGCCUUUGCUGGCCGAGCAGAGAUGGAGAGUCACAAGCGGGCCCAUGCUGGGCCUGCUGCCUUCAAAUGCCCUGACUGCCCCUUCCAUGCUCGCCAAUGGCCUGAGGUCCGGGCUCACAUGGCGCAGCACUCAAGCCUAAGGCCUCACCAGUGUAAUCAAUGUAGCUUCGCCUCUAAGAACAAGAAGGAUCUGAGGCGGCACAUGCUAACGCACACCAACGAGAAGCCUUUCUCAUGCCACCUCUGUGGGCAGCGUUUCAACCGGAAUGGGCACCUCAAAUUUCACAUCCAGCGGCUACAUAGCAGUGAUGGCAGAAAGACUGGAGCUUCUACAGCCCGAGCCCCAGCUCAGACCAUCAUCCUCAACAGUGAGGAGGAAACACUGGCCACACUGCACACUGCCCUCCAGUCCAGUCAUGGGGUCCUGGGUCCAGAGCGGCUACAGCAGGCACUGAGCCAGGAACACAUCUUUGUGGCCCAGGAACAGACAGUGACCAACCAGGAGGAAGCUGCCUAUAUCCAGGAAAUCACCACAGCAGAUGGCCAGACAGUACAGCACCUAGUGACUAAUGACAACCAGGUUCAGUAUAUCAUCGCUCAGGACGGCGUUCAGCACCUGCUGCCUCAGGAGUAUGUCGUGGUCCCUGAUGGCCAUCAUAUCCAGCUUCCUACCUCCAGGUCCAGGAAGGCCAGAUCACACACAUCCAGUAUGAGCAAGGUACCCCAUUCCUGCAGGAGUCCCAGAUCCAGUAUGUUCCUGUGUCCCCAGGCCAGCAGCUUGUUACCCAGGCUCAGCUUGAGGCUGCAGCACAUUCUGCUGUUACAGCGGUGGCCGAUGCUGCCAUGGCCCAAGCCCAGGGCCUGUUUGGCACUGAGGAGGCAGUGCCUGAACACAUCCAACAGCUGCAACACCAGGGCAUCGAGUACGACGUCAUUACCAUCACGGAUGACUGAGCCACAAAGGCCCAACGCUGAUCUUGGAUAUCGGGGCCAGCUCUCCUGGAGACUAGGGACUUUCUUGUCCUACUUAGGGCCUCCAGAUACCGGACAGUCAGUAUCCCUUGACUCCAAAGGAGCCAGACCUGUGCUCUUGUGGGGCAGCCAUGGGCCCCAGCCAGGACAUGCUGGGUACUUAAGCCUGCUGGCAGGCUUUGGGAGAGAAGUUUAUUUUUGUUUGGAUGGACCCACUGGCUCCUCAGUCUCAAUAAAGGGACCAGAGUCCAGCCCUUGUAGCUCUCUUUGUACAUGGUGCUAAUAACCUGAACCAGGUAAGGGCCAGGAAAGCAGGCAGAAAUCUCAACAAGUGGAGGCUACUUGGCUCCACAGUCAGCUGGCCCACCUGUUCCAGUGGUCCCAGUACAGGCCAAAGUAGCCUGACCUCAGGAGAGGACUGAGCUAGAGAGAACCCUGCUUUCUCCAUGGGCUCCCUGUCUCCAGGACCUCAAAGGGCAGGUACUAUACCUCUGAGGCUGUAUUUGCUCCUGAGCCUUGACUGUAAAGCAUUUAGCAGCCUGUAAGUCUGGUUUAGACAUGGCAGGUCCCAGACUUAUCCAGGCAGGCUCAGCUGUAGUGCUCUGGACUCCUCCAACCUGCUGAGCUAAGAAGCCUCUAGGGACUCAGAUCUGCAGGGACCCAGGGAUGGUAUGAAAGCCUAGGGAUCUUGAUAAGGGGCACCUAGAUGUGGUAGGGAAUGGUCAGAGAGGCAACUGCCCCAAGACCCUCACGCACUCUUAGGGAGUUUCUGUAUUUCCUUUUACAAAUGAAACAAGGCAGCAACAGGGUCAAUGUGGGGCUGGGAAGGCAUGGGCCUAUUUACAAGGGACUUGGUGAAUCGCAGGGAGGGGGAGCCCUGGCAGAGCCAUAAUAUUCCUAUGUCCUUGGCAGCCCAAGUCCUGCUGCCACCCCAGGGGAGGGCCCUGGAGCCUACUCAGCCCUGAGGACUUAGUCCCAGCAGUCAGUCACAGCACCCCUGGGGCUCCUCCUCCCCGAAGGAUAUGUUAAGUGGGGUGAGGCUCUCGACUAGGGCCCUGCUCCCGGCCCGAGUCCCGGUCCUUGGCCUCUGAGGAGGAGGAGGAAGAGCUGGAGCCGUGGCUGCGGCCUGACUGCUUGUAGGCAGUGGUGAGCUCCUGCAGUCGCUCUGGCGUUGGCCCCCACUUGGCAAAGCCGGGGUCGUUCUGCAGGAAGAGCACGGCUGUGUUGUGGACGGCCUUGUAGUGCAUUUCCUCCCUGUGGGCAAAGGGAGCUGCUGAAGAUAGGGCACAGACUGGCCUGCUCACCCAGCCUGCCAGCCUGACCUGGCUUCCUUCCCCUGCUGCCUGGGCACCUACUUCUUGCAGAUGUGCUGGGAGCCACUGCGGUACUCGUGCUCAAAGGCGGGCAAGACCAGCUGGUGGCGUUUGAAGCGGCUCUGCUCCAUUCGGGUGAGCGCUGGUGUGGGGGGCUCCCGCCACUCGGGGAUGAACACAAUGAAGGACAGGGGCUCUGGUGAGCUCUCCAGCAGUUUCUACGGGAGGGAAAGUAUGGGGUGGAGAUGCGGUUCUGCCCUGGAGGGCAGUUUGUAGUUUUGCCUGCCCCGUCAGUUGGUAGCACACCCACCUCAAAGUGAGAGACCAUAGCGUCCAUGAGCUCCUCGCAGAACGGAGGGUUGGCCUCAAAGGAGCCACUCAGCGGGGCGAAGUCCAGGCAGGGCCUACAGAAAGGUGAGCAUUGUAGCCCCACCAGCACCCAGUCCUCAUACAUACUUCCCCUACCUCUAGACGGUCACAAUGAAGAGAUGACCAGUCAGGACAGAGGCCAACAUUCACCCUUAAUUAUGCUAGAACAAGGAAGUGACCAUGUCCCUUGAGUAGGUAACCUGAGGACAGAGGCUAGGUGUGUAUGCCUGUGUCCACUAAGUUGAACUAGAGUCCAAAGCCAGCACAGCAGAAGUCACAUCCAGGGCUUUCCCAGCUGAUGAGCACAGCCUCCCUCUCUCCUUCCAGUGAGCACUUUCUUCCUAUAGUAUAUCUGGUCAUUUGUACUCCUCACCCUGCUGCUUUUGAGGUCUGCCUUACCCUUCUCAUCCCCCAGUGCCUGCAGCCAAGGGCUCCUAAUCCAAACCGAAGCCAAUUCACAGAGAAGCCUACAUGCCAGCUUAGAUAGUAUCUGUUAUAUGUCUGCCAUGAAGCCAGAAAACUGUAGGCUCUUGUUGCUUCCUCAGCAUGUCAAAGGUCAUAUGGUAAAUAGUGAAGACGGGUUACCUUCAAGGUUGUCUGAUUCCAAAGCCCUAAGCAUUAAGAAGCAACUGGCUCAGGUGGGACCUAUACCCUAAAAGACAUCUUUAUGGGCAGAAGGGCCCCAGCAAUCCCUGGAUCUCACCCGCGGGAGCCAAAGUAGCCAUCUGUGUCAGGGAAGGCAGAACAGUACUGGCGGAAGUAGCAGUUGAGGGGUGAGGCGAAGCACUCGAAACUGACGCCAAAGAGUCGGUGCAGGACCUCAAAGACGUGCACAGGCAGCGAUCCCUGCAGGCCAGUCCCCUCAUACAGGCCCACGCCAAACAUCAUCUGCAGAUUAGCCUUAGUCAGUGUAAGGCUCUAUCUCCGUGCUCCCGUCCAAGGGAGUCCUCCCUGGCCCCAGAUCUAUACCUGGUACCGACGGAGAAGACACCAGACUCGAGGCAGGAACCUCUCAAAGGCAGAGUCAUCAACACAACUGUAGCGAUAAAGGAGCCACUGUAUGACAGAAAGAAGGGGGUUCAGCAGUGAUCUUGUGACCUCAUCACUGACCAGCUGCUGAGGGCUGUGGUCAAGGAAGACCCCAAGCCUCCACUCACUCCGUAGCAUGGGCCUCCCCAGCUCUCACCAGUUUGCUGAAGUAGCUGCGGCUGACCUUGACCAUCUCUCCCUUAUACCGGAUGCAGACCACACUGUUCUCCAUGUGCAUCUCCACACUAGGCAUGGGGGGUGCAGACACAGCUAGACGGACUGGGUAGCAGUACACCAGGCGGGGCUCCAACUCUGAGGCCUCCACCUCCUCUGUGGGCAGGGAAGGAUAGUGAGGGGCUGUCCAACUCUAGACAGCCUAGACAGUCCUCGCACCCAUUGUGCAGUGCUUACAUGGAUCAGGUAAUGAAACAGUUUCCAUUAAAAAAAGCCACCAGGCAACUGGCAUUAACUGAUGGCAUGUAUCAACACACUCAGCAUUGAAGCAGAUUUGCAAUGCCUAAGGCCCACCAGACAAAUUGGAAGUAUGAAAACAGUGGCCUUUGUCUGGCUAGUUAAGUUUGCUUAUGCAGGGAUCUUUGGGGCCUGUGUAGUUUUUGGCUAUGAACACUCACAUUGUUAUGGCAAGCAUCAGUUACACUAGGGUCUGGGAAAAGCGAAGGUUUAGGGAACGGAUUUGUCCCAGGUCUGCUUAACUAAGUGGCCCAUCUUUCAUCAGCUUCUGGCUCAUCGAUUCAUUCCCAGAGGAGUACUAACACAUUACUCCCAAGAAAUAACUCUCCCAGGUCAGUCCAGUCCUGGCUGUGAGGCCCAGCCAGGGCCUAGGACACAGACUAGAUGGCAUUGUAGCUGGCUCCCCAUGUGGGCCCUACCUGGGAUGUUGUUUUCCUUGAGGAUGGCGAGGUGCUUCUCUCGGAUCCGUUUGACAUACUCCAGGGAGAUGUGGUAGAUCUUGCUACAGAUGCCUUCCACAGAGUCCUUGGCUGCAGCAGAGACAUGGGGCCCACACUGCCUCCGCAGGUGCUCCAGGCGGUCCUGGAGAAAAGCCCUGGUCAGGACACUGGUGGCAAAAGGGCUGGCAUCUCCUGUUGGGGCUAUUGGACCUCAGAUGUCCCAGUAAACAGAAAAUGGAUCUGUUUACUAGCCAUGUUGCUUGGACGUCUCUGAAUCUUGUUCCUACCAAGGGAACUGAAGCUAGCAAGUAAGACAUUGUGAACAGUAAGUGUCAUUCCCUUGACCCACCAAGGCUCUGCGUGUAAGCAUCCAAUGAAUGGCUGCAGGUUUUGUUGCAGUUACAUUGGCAGAACCCAAGAUAACUGGUGGAGAAAGAGGCAAGCCAGGCAGGCCCUCUCCUUACAGCAUUUGCCUUCCAGCGAACUGGCUUGGUGCGGACUCAAAGGCUGCUUUUAAGUCCUUGUAAAGAGAAUUAUACCUGUGAACUGCACUGUGAGAACAAGUCACUCUAGCCAGGGAGUACACCUGUGUUUGUACCACAUGUCCAGGACACUUACGUUGUAAUGUGUAAAGCAUGUCUGUGAAAGACAGUCCUGAAAAAAAAAAGCUCAUUGCAAGUGCUGAUGGAGAUGGAUGAGUGACAGGCACGGGCCAGAGAACAGAAGGGCUGUGGAUAUGCUAAGAGGAGGGGCUGAAUUCAAUGGCGGCUAACUGUUCAUGUGUGUGUGUGUGUGUGUGUGUGUUUUACCAUUACUUACAUCUGGAUACCAAAUGCAUGCCAGAAGAGGGCAUCAGAUCCCUUUAUAACAGACAAGAUGUGAGUGUUGGAAUUGAACCGCAAUCCACUGGAAGAGCAGCCAGUGCUCUUAACUGUGGAGCCAUCUCUUCAACCCCCCUAAGGUGUCUUUUAACUGCACUAUAUGGACACACACAGGAAAAGGCAGACUGUUCUCACAGAUCUACUGAGCUGACAUGUUGCGCACUCAUCCGGUUGAAAAGGCAAUGUUUGAGAUUGCAGUAAGAAAGCCAUGGGCUUGAGCAUCUCCAUAGUGAUUCUGGGAACUGAUGCGCAGCAAGGUCUGCCACACUGCACAUGGGCUGUUGUGGACGCAGCCUGACAGGCAGAGCCUUUCAACUGGCCUCACCCUGGGGCCCUCUCACCAUGUAGUCCUCCUUGGAGGCUGAAUGGUCCUUCCGAAGCCAGCUGAAGGUGUCUUCCACAUUCCACUUGACCACUUUUCUGCUGUCAGGGGAUGCACUCCUGCGGGUUGAUAGCAAGAGAAAUGAGCUGCAAGGCCCAGCUGCUAGGUGUCCGCUCCUGCCCACCUCCUACUUCGCUACCAUCUCAGGCAUUAGCCUCUAGGCUUACCACCCACCUGUCCUUGGCAGCCUGAGCAUUAGCCGGUUGUAUUGCCCUCUCCCACCCCAUUUUGAUUGUGUGGGGCCAAGAAAGCCAAACCUAGACUCGAUGAGCCGCCUGGCAGCCUCUGCAUAUUUAAAAAGCAGACGUUUGGCUUCCUCCCGGAACUUGAUUCUGGAUAACCUGAGUUAGAAAAGAGACAAGACUUAGAGCCCUCCUACAUGUGACCUGGCACAAGAACCUAGCAGCUGAACUGUGGAGCUAUACCUGAUGGGAAUGUCAUUCAUAAUUUCACGAAACAUAGACGGUGACACAACUGGAUCACAGUUGCUUGGCAGCAGGGGGUCAGAGCCUUUGUCUACUACUUUGCGCUCCAGCAUCCAACGGUUGAAAGAUUCUCGAGGUGGCUCAAUGCCUGUGGGACAAAGAGUUGCUAAGGUAAGGACCUGGAAUAGUCAACAGGGUCCACUGAGACAGAAAAAGGCAGAGCUGUGGGUGUUUUUUCACAUGCUUAUUUCCUAGGCUUCAUUUUCUCAAACUAUACUCUGAGACUCAUGAGUAUUUUUUUCUUAAGACAGGGUCUGGUAAUGCAGCCCAGACUAGCCUGGAAUUUGAAAUCCUGCCUGAGCUUCCUGAGAGCUGGGAGGUGUGAGCUCCAAGCAUGCUUUCUCUAAGAAUUUUAGUCCCCAACUUACAGGUGUGGGAACUGCAGACAAGUUGAGAAACACACUCCACAUCACAGAGCUGGGACCCCAACAAGUCUGUUUCCCUACAGCAAACCCUGAACCACCAGGCCACCUUCCCACCCAAACCCAAGUGUGAAGCCAAGGGGAGGCUGCAGAGCCCUCACCCUCACGCUGCUGGCACAGCUCCCGGUAGUGCUGGCGUAGCUUCAGGAUGAGCUGGGAGCGGAGCAGCUCAACCUCAGGGUGUGGGGGCAGGACCUCUGAAGGACCCCUGUGCUUGAUGACAGCAUUGGUCUGGAUGUCCAGGUCCCAGUACACCCUAGGGGCACAGACAGGAGUUGUGAAAAUGGCCUGCCCACCACUGCCACCCCACACAGUCCUGAGCAGACUGGCCAUCAGCAGUGACUCACUCGGUGGGUCGGAGGAGAGCUGCCUGCUGUUUAUCUUCAGCAGAUCCACCCCAAAUCUUUAGUGUUGGGGUUCCUGGGAUGCUGGGGGAACUGGGUACGGACUGGCUUGUGGGUGUCACAGGUAUUUCAAUCUGAAGGAAAAGAAUCCAAAAGAUGUCAAGUCAGAAGACUAUAGCCAGGCCCACCAGCUGCACUUGGGAUGCCCUCCUGACCCACCCUUUGCAGGGAGCUGCUGACCACACACCCAAGGUAACCACCUACCAGCCAGGUCUAGGACCCCCCAGAUACUCACCUUGGGCUUCUUUACACCGUUGCCACUUGGCUGCUCUUCUGAGAGUUGCCGCUUUCUGGGCUUGUUCUCCACUGGGGGAGUUUCCACCAAGCUUGAGUCUUGGGGCAAUGGGGUUGCAUUCAGCCCCAAAGGGUCCGACUAGUGGAAGGAAAACAGCAGAAUUACAAACAGGGCCAGUGGCUUAGGAGCCCCAAUAGUUCAAACUCUUCACACCCUGCUCUGGCCUGGGAUACAGAUGAAGAACCUUGGACUCCACUACUGCCUGUGACCUGCAGCUGUGGCCAGGGGUGAGCUACCUGCUUCCUGAUGCCCUCACUUUUGGAAAGGCCAUGUUAAGCCCACCUCACCAAUGACAUUGUGACACAAGUCACUGAGUGGCUUGCUAUGAUGUCUGGCAUUAGAUCAGUGCCUUAAGAACAAAAUAGAAAUGAGGAAUCAAGAGCAGUCAGGGAACAUUUUUCAGACAAGCAAGGCUCUGCCUGGACCUCCUUUAGUGACACCAAGAAUCGCUGCAAUUAGCCCUCUACUACAAGCAGCCAUAUGGCCUUGGGCCAGUUAACUUCCCUUUGAACCUCAGUGUUUUGCCUGUAAAACAAAGAGGCCCCUGCCUGACUGUGUGUAGUAAGGGCUGCUCCAGCUGAGGGAUCCAAGAACUGAGGUUCCUUCAGGAAGCCUGUGGUUAUACUCCUAGAACAUUCUUCUCCUCCCACUUAGUCAGCCUCACCAUAAACUCUGAUUCUCAGAGCUCUUCCUUCUCUUCCCCAGACCAGGAUCCCCAAUGGAAUUCAGUACAUUCUUUAAUAAGUCCACAACUAGAAUCCUACUGUCUGCCACAGAAGCAUACUGCAAAGACAGGGAGCUCGUCUGUCUUGCUGGCGCCUACCUUUCUGCAUGGUACCCAGUGUUCAGCAUGCUACACUAAUAAUCUGCUCCCCUGUCUCCUGUUUGAUUGCAGGAUCUCUGAAAACAGGGAUUGUCUUGCUUGACAUUUUAUCUGCACAGGGCUAGACACUUAGCUGUGUGACAUACAUUUAUGGAAGGCCACAGGCCUGCUGAGACCCUUGCCCCAAGUUGGCACUCACAAGCACAUCGUGCUGGCCCAGCACGGGCAUCUCCCACAGGGACUGGUUGGUGAAUCGGUUGAAGUAGUAGGGACGGCUCUCCCUCCGGCUCCAGCACUUCUCCCAGCCUGCGUGUACCAGCUCCUCUGCAAACAAGAGUACAACCCACAGUCAGGGCUGCCCACAGAACUCACUAUUCCUACCAGCCCAUACCACUCCCUCCAGUACCUGGGAGGUCCUGUACCAGGCGGACUGGCUUUGGAGAACAGGGCUGGCUCUGAUUGGAGGUGCCUGGAGAGUGACUUAGAAGGGAUGCUUCCUCCCGGGGGCUGCCAUGAUUCUCAUUGGCCAUCUCAGCAGCCACACGGGACCUGCCACACAGAGGACCAAGAGUGUCAACUCCAUCCUACUCACCAAUGACAACCUAGGGCUCUGGUAACUUAUCUAGAGAUUUGAGAAAUUCAACACAGUCUUGUCGUAGACAGCUAGCCAGCUAGUGCCAUAGGGGCAGUGAGAUUGAAGUUUCUGUCCCUCACCUGUAAGAUGGGGUACCCACCUAGCCAAAUCCUUUGCUUUAAUGGCCUGGCUUAUCCUUGGGCUCUCAUCCUCCAGGAAAGCUCUUUCCUGGCCCUCUUCCCAGGGUUGGUGGACAAAGCUCUUCCGCAGUGUCACUGAAAAUGGGUCAUAGUACUUACAUGGCUAGGCACACAGUGGGACUGUCUCCUUAGACUGGGUCCAGUGUGUCGCUCUCCAGAGCUAAGAAUGCCACCUGGACUCAAAAGGAGCUCUACUAAUCCUCCAAACAUUUACUGUCUGCCCUCCAAGGACCAGUGACUUCUUUUGGGAAGACAGAGUUUUAUUGCUCCCACUAGGUAAAGUCAGUGGACCAGCUGGGGAAGCAUGAACUCUGGUUGUAGUUUGUUGCUAAGGAAACCAGUGUAAUAACUGAAGAGGGUUUAGUCCUUCAGAAGCCCCAGGUUAAACACUGAAGGAAUAUCUGUAUUCCCCACUACUCCCUCCCAGAGCACACCUAGCAUAAGCCUCAAAGGCCAGGUGCUCCCAGUCUGGUACUACUACACACCUAGGGGCCACCUGAGAUGGGAUUGAUGGUGCUCAUGUUGUUUUUAGUGUAUAACAGAACCCACAAGAAACCCUCGCCCACAGUAAGACCACAAAGGUUUUCUUUAGAAGCUGAUCAGGGUCCCUGACUCGUUGACACAUCAUAGGAAUCAUUGAAUAUUUAUUUUAUUGUACACUCAGAGAUGUCUGUUAAUUUGGAAAGGGAAAAUCAAUAGUUACUUUAUCUGUACAUUUUGGCAGAUAAGAAUUGCAGCAACAAGACACAUGAUCACAGAAAGGUUUGGAGUAACUCCGUUAGGAAGGCUGAGCCCAUGGCUUUCAAGGCUGAAUAAGGUCCCCUUUUCUCUCACCCUCUGGGGUCUGCAACACUAGCAUGAGAGGGUUUUCUUCUCUGGCUGGAUUGAACCCACGUCACAGGGUCCCACAGAAGCAGAGGGGAGGCCCACAGGAAGGUGUAGCACAGGAAGGUAGGCUGGUCAGCAGUGUAGUUGACAGGGACGCAGGGGACUCCGUGCAUCAGCAGCUGGAGAGCAAACAGAAAAGAGUCAUUAGCCUGUGAAACCUUACUAGGCAGGGACAACAGAAGAGAGAAAGGACACGCUGGGAGGGUCUGGAGGCUCAAGGUACUUCUCACAGAGAUCAAGACAAGCCUGGUGAAUAUAGUGUGAUACUGUCUAAAUAAAUAUGCUGAAACAUC
This is a messenger RNA of Cricetulus griseus (Chinese hamster), 13777 nucleotides long. The record is from RefSeq and is a predicted model, not a curated record. Lineage: Eukaryota; Metazoa; Chordata; Mammalia; Rodentia; Cricetidae.